Molecule: messenger RNA, 865 nt
Organism: Dothidotthia symphoricarpi CBS 119687
Lineage: Eukaryota; Fungi; Ascomycota; Dothideomycetes; Pleosporales; Dothidotthiaceae
Exons: 2
Coding region: 115-840 (241 amino acids)
Molecular function (GO): acyltransferase activity, transferring groups other than amino-acyl groups
Source: RefSeq, a predicted model, not a curated record
CUCUAUCGGUUCCUAGAAAACAAAAACAAUCUAGGUACAUGAUUGAGAUAGCAUCAACACAAUAGGUAUACAGGCUCAACACAACUUUGACUUUGGUAAGCCGACUAGGCAGAUAUGAGUCAAGAACCAGCGACAACUCCAUCAUUUCCAGAUGCUCCUAUUACUCAAUUUCGCCUCCGCAGGGCGGGUCUCUUUGACCUCUCCUCCAUAGCUCGCGUAUGGUGUUCAGGGUUUUUCGAUGACGAGAUAAUCGGCGAUAUAAUGCAUCCGCACCGCCAACAGCAUCCUAAAGACGUGUACUGGUUCUUACUUCGUGGGAUUCGCGAACGAUUCUGGAAUUGGAGACAUCAAUUUAUCGUCGUUACAACAGACGACGGCAAUGGUAGAGAAAUUAUGGUCGGUGCUGCGGAUUGGCGAAGGCUUGGGUUUGGAGGAAGGGCAAGAGAACUCUGGCGAGUGGAUCCACGAAACCUCAUAUCCCCCUUAUUACGCAUGUACCACAACUUGUCUCUCCGUCUCUUUCCUAAUCGUGCCGCCAAUCCCUCCCGCUCUUCAUUUCUUGAUACCGCUGUCAAAGAGUCAGAGAAGUACUGGACAGGCAACCGUGCCGAGUGCUGGGAUCUCCAUGUCUGUGGCGUGCAUCCGGACUUCCAGGCCAAAGGCGCGGGGAAGCUUCUGGCACAAUGGGGAGUACAAAAGGCGAAAGAAGAGGGAGAUGGAGUAUGUGCAAGCGUGCUUUGUGGAGAGAAGAAUCGCGGGUUUUAUGGAAAGGCCGGGUUAGGAGUGCAGGUGGGUGGAAGCGAGGGGAAAGAAGGGGGAAUCGCAUUGUUCACACGGUAGAUUGAUACAUAUGAGCAAAGAGACG